ACAAAAAAAAAAGUAAAAAAAAAAAAAAAAAAGAAGAAAAGAGUUUGGCUGCAUUGCAUGGGAAGAAGAGUGUGAUCUGGUUAAAGUUGAAGCUGAAAUUGAAGAAAAGAAUGAGUGAAUCUGAUUCUCAUCAAUCUUCUCCAAAGCUUUAUGCUCACAAGCCUCGAAAAGCGCAACUGAAGCAAUUUCGAGGUCAACAGAAAUCAAACGAGUUCUCUUCGCCACCGGCGAUGGGGACUCAAUCGGCGUCUCCUCCUCCUCCUCCUCCACCGCCUCCGCUCAAAGAACCCUUUGUUCGGCGCUACAAGUUCCUUUGGCCUAUGCUAUUGGCUGUGAAUCUCGGUGUUGGAGUAUAUCUGUUUACAAGGACAAGCACAAAGAAGAAAGAUACCGUGGAGGAGGAAAAAGACGCAAGUCCCGAUUCAGUUAAAGAUACUACAGCUCCAGUCACCGAGACAUCUGUGUUCCUGCCACCAACUGUGAAUCCUGUAAUCAAAAGAGAACCAAUUCCUGAAAACCAACAACGCGAACUCUUGAAGUGGAUAUUGGAAGAGAAGAGGAAGAUCAAACCGAAAGAUGCAGAGGAGAAACGGAGAAUUGAUGAUGAGAAAGCUCUACUUAAAAAUUUAAUUCGGUCAAAAUCUAUCCCAAGUAUCUAAUGACGAUGUUUCUCUUGUCGUUGUUCGAAGGAAAAAAAAAAAAACAAGAAACUUUUUAAUUUGAGUAUACUUUAGUUGAUUCCUUCAAUCGUUCUCGUUUCUGGCUGCUUGGUUGGGUUGUGAAUUUUAGAUUGUACAUUUGUUUAGAUUUGAUUUGAGUUAAAAGUCCCCUGAUGUCAUAAUUUGUCAUAUGCAAAAUUUGGGUGUGGUUUGUUGGUUCUUUCUUACUAGACAGUAAUACAAGAAAUCAACGGCAAUUUAUGUAUAUUACCUGUGUUCUUCUAUAAAUGUCAUGUGCAUUUCCUAUA
Cicer arietinum (chickpea) is the source of this 967-nucleotide messenger RNA. RefSeq lists its product as uncharacterized. The record is from RefSeq and is a predicted model, not a curated record. Lineage: Eukaryota; Viridiplantae; Streptophyta; Magnoliopsida; Fabales; Fabaceae.